AUGUCUAAUUGGAAAGGAGGUGGUGGUGGAGGGCGAAGUGGUGGUGGAGGAGGAGGAUAUAGCCAAGGAGGAGGGCGUUCUGGUGGUGGCGGAGGAGGUCGUCCCGGUGGUGGUGGCGGAGGAGGCCGUGGAGGUGGCGGCGGUUAUGACAGAUCUGGAGGCGGAGGAGGUCGUGGUGGAGGAGGAUAUGACCGUUCUGGUGGUGGAGGUGGAGGAUAUGACCGCUCCGGUGGUGGUGGUGGGGGAGGAUUCAGAGGGGGAGGUGGCGGCGGCUCUGGUGGAUAUGACAGUGGAAGAUCUGGAGGAGGGGGAAGAGGAGGACCAGUCGCACCUCGCCCUAUGCGAAAUUUUCAAGUUGCAAAAUUAUCUGAAGCUGAAAAUCCUUCAAACUUUAAAGGAGCCUUGGGGCGACGAACUGAUGUUGUAGUCAAUUAUUUUAAAUUAAAAUUCAACACAAAAAUGCAUAUUUACAAAUAUCGUGUAGACUUUUAUCACCAAUUGGAAGACAAACGUAAAGAAAUUUCAACUACAAACAAAAUGGCUCUUCGUCAAAAGUUUUGGAGCUUUGUUUCAGCAAACGAAGCAUAUUUUGGGGGACGAAACAAUUUGGUUUACGAUGAUUCUCAUUUGUGUUAUACUAGGAAAGAGUUGCCUGUCCAGUCUGGAACUGUUGGGGAAGUGACGAUUGAAACGGAUGAAGGAAGAAGGGAUGGAAACAUGACCACAACUGUUAUGGUAAUUAAAGCAACAGGAACUAUUUCAAUCAAACCACAAGAAACUUACGAAGAUGAUGCUUUUCGCGUUUUAAAUUUAAUUAUUACACAACAAGCUCGUUGUCCAAUUGGUGCUCUCGACAGAACUAUUCAUUGUGAAGUUAGUCGUCUCUACAUUAAACCACCAAAUUCUUAUCAUGAACCUUUGGAUUUGGGUGGAUUUGAAAUGCUUCGUGGAUUAUAUGCUUUUGCAAAAAGGGGGUUAGCUCCGCCAAAGGGAAAUGUUGGAAAUGGUUUUGUUAAUUUUGAUGUUGCCCAUUCUGCCUUCUACAAAGUUGGAUGUGAUAUUCUUCAAUUCUAUGCUUUUGCAAAGACGGGACGAUUCAUGAAUGCAAGUGAAAUUGAGCGACUUAAUGAUUAUGGAAUGAAUCAGUCGCAGCGUAAUGAAUUGAGAACUCUUUUAAGUGGACUUAAAAUGAAAAAGAAGCGCAUUGCUGAAAAUUUUGUUGAAAGUGAAGCUUCUUUCUGUGAUGUUGUCGAUAAAUCUCCAGAUGCUUACAAAUUCGAAUGUGAAGAACUUGGACGAACAGUUUCUGUGACUGAAUAUUAUGCUGCUAAAUACAACUACCAAGUUAAAUUUCGUUCAAUGCCUCUUAUUAAAAUUAUGCCGAGAGAAAGAAAUUUGGUUUUGCCGAUUGAAGUUCUCAAAGUUUCGGAUAAAUUACAACGUUUACGUCGAAAAUUGCCGGAUGCAUUGCAAGCUAUGACAAAUCAGUAUACGUCAACACCUCCUCGUCAACGUUUUUCUGAUAUAGACCAAAUGGCUCGUGUUGAAUGCAAUUUUGAUCAAAACCCAGUUAUGAGAGAAUUUGAAGUUGCUAUAAAUACAGAAUUUCUUGAAAUUGGUGCUCGUGUUUUAAAUCCUCCAAGAUGCGAAUUUUCGAAAUCAUUUCGUGAUAUUAUGGGAAUCAAGGCCGUGGAAAAGCCUAAUUUAUUUGGAAGGCCAGUUAAUAUUAUUUUUGAUUUGGUUAUUGUUGAUGGAUGUAUUAGAUUUGACAGAUAUCGUGCAGCAUGGGAAGCUUUAGUUCAGUCUUGUUCUAAUAGAGGAAUUACUGUGCAUCCAGAACCUGCGGGUGUUUCUGAAUUUAACACUCGCCAUAAAGAUCAACUCGCUAAUUUAAUCGGUUCUCGUAGAGAAGCAGCAAAAAAUUGGGGUCAAGGUGUUAUGCCUGUUAUUAUUGUUGCGAUGCCGGAUAAUCGCUGGAUUUAUCAAUCUUUCAAAGGAAUUUGUGAACUUCGUUUUGGAAUGCGCUCUCAAAUGAUUUCUCAAAAAACUUGGAACAAACUGCAAAAUGAAGCUGGGAGAGGUGGUCCAAUGUCUAGUGCUGUUGCUAGAAAUAUUUUUUUGAAAAUUAAUGCAAAAUGUGGAGGAGUUAAUUGCAAAAUUGAUGCGAAUGCGACUGAAAAAUGGGGGACUUUUGUCAAAAAAGAAGCACCAACACUUUUUAUUGGCAUUGAUGUAACCCAUCCAGCGCCUGGUGAUACACUUUCUCCUUCAAUUUCUGCUUUGGUUGGGAAUAUUGAUUUGAAUGCUACUCGUUUUACUGCAACUGUUCGUGCACAACAUCACCGAACUGAAUGGAUUGAAGAUAUGGGAGAAAUGUUUUAUGAACGACUUGUACAUUUUCAGAAGGGUUCAAAACUUUUCCACGGAACUGAAUUACGCCCUUCUAAAAUAAUUGUCUUCCGUGAUGGGGUGUCUGAAUCUCAAUUUGAAGGAGUUAUGGAAUUUGAAGUUUCAUCAAUUCGAAAGGCUAUUGACAAAUAUUUUGAAGGAGUUCAAAAACCGAGACUUACAGUUGUUGUUGUGCAGAAGCGACAUAAUACACGAUUUUUUGAUAAAAACGAUAAUGAUGAGAAAAACAAAGGAAAUCUUCAGCCUGGAACUGUUAUUGAUGGACAUAUCACAAGUUAUUCAAAAGAAUUUUAUUUGUGUUCACAGAAGGGAAUGCUGGUAUGA
Messenger RNA from Meloidogyne enterolobii, 2733 nucleotides. NCBI's taxonomy places the organism in Eukaryota, Metazoa, Nematoda, Chromadorea, Rhabditida, Meloidogynidae. The record is from the annotation of a GenBank genome assembly.